This is a messenger RNA of Ooceraea biroi (clonal raider ant), 3279 nucleotides long. RefSeq lists its product as uncharacterized. The record is from RefSeq and is a predicted model, not a curated record. NCBI's taxonomy places the organism in Eukaryota, Metazoa, Arthropoda, Insecta, Hymenoptera, Formicidae.
UAUACGUCAUAUAUUUUAAUUAUAUGUAUAAUUUUAUGUCAUAUAUUUUAAUUAAAACCAAAUUAUCUUAGGGAUCGAUAGGCACGGAGACGUCUGAUGAUGUUGGGCGAAAUCCCUAUUUUUAUUUCCUAAACGGCCAAAUAAAAUGUAAAUCGUAAUAAUUAUUCGGCUCGAUAGAAGACAAAGUUUUACGUAGAUCAAGCUAGUAAUUUAUUUAAAAUUACAACCAAAUAAUAUUUGUGGAGCUUCAGCAAGCAGAAAAACGACGUCGUGGUUGGACGUCUGGAGGAGCACACUUGCCAUAUCAACAGAAACAGAAUUCACACUCAGCCUCGAAUAGUCGCAUAAGGGCGGAUUCUGUGUUGGAUUGGCGUAAUACACGUCGAUUAAUACAUGUUAAUAUCUCCUUAAUGCGUAUUAUUCUCGCAUAGCCAACACUUGAGAAACAUCAGCGAGAGCUGUUAUUUUCCACUCGCAUAAACAUGGAUCAAAAUAAAUACGAGGUGUUUGCAAAAGGUCGUAAGGACACAGAUAGAUAGCAACCGAGGAAAUCCUUUCCUUUAAACUACUGUUUAGAUUUGAAGUGUUGGCAGUACUCGAUCAUACCAGGCCGAUGCUUGACAAUUCCGAAUACAGUGUCAUAUUUAACAAGAUGCCUCCGUCCGAAAUCAAUAGAGUUAUGCUUCGCGAACGCAUUUGGCAUUACUAUCAGCAAGCCAAGAGCGCUGAAGGCGCUACAAAUCUGAUUUGUCGGGAGUAUAGAAUGAAUGUACUGCCCCUUGUGUCUGUAAAAUGUGGUUUCAAAAGUUUGAGUCGGGUGUUUAUCAUGAACACCGCACACCGAGUGGAACUAGAAGCGAAGUGGAAGUGUUAUACAACGAGGACCCGUCCCAAACGCAACAGGAGAUCGCAGACUCGCUUGGAGUUUCUAAAAGAAUGGUAUGGAGCUAUUUGAAAGCACUAAGAGAGAACGGGCAGAUAGAAAGACAAGUUAAAAGUGUCACAACUAGAACCCAAGUGGAAGAAUUGUACGACGCGGACCCGUUCCAAACGCAACGGGAGAUCGCAGACACGCUUGGAUGUUCUGAAACAACAGUAUGGAGACAUUUGGAAGUAAUAAAAAAGAACCGGGAGAAAAAACCACAAGUUAUAAAUUGUAGAAGCGAAGUGGGAGCAUUGUACGACGCGGGACCGUCCGGAACACAACAGAUCGUAAACAAGCAUGGGAUGUCUGGCUCAACAGUAUCAACGGUAUCAACAGUAUCGUAUCAUGUGAAAGCGAUAGAAGAGGAGACAGGAAGACAAGUUAGCGGAACUACAAGCCAAUUGGAAGCAUUGCCGGACACGACUCCGCACCAAACACCACCGGUGCUUACAGAGAACUUUGGCAUUUCCGAAGCAACAGCAUGGUAUCAUGUGAAAGCAAUAGAAGAAAACCGGGAGAAAGAAACACAAGUGAUGAAGAGGAGUAUAUAGAUGUAUGUACGACCUCGGAUACAGACAAUAAUGAAGACAAUAAUGCUCUCGGUGCGGCGCGUACGUGACAAAGUGCUCACUUCAUAAGUACAGUGAGCGACUGCUUCCUUUUUACUCGGAGACUUGCGGCACUUGUCAGCAACGUUUGAAUAAAGCAACAAACUGUAGCUUAAUAUAAUUUUUGUAACAUUCGGAAAAGUUAGAAGAAUGUACAUGUCUCUCCCAUUUAUUAUAAAGUUUGAUUAGCUUAUAAAGUUUGAUUUGUUUUGAGGUUGAAGUUUGAUAACGGUUUAAUUAAUGACAUAUAUUUUCUGACACUCUUAACUGUCGAUUUUUCAUGUAGUUCUUUGUAAAUGAACGUUUAAUCAUUAACGUGCUUUUAACAACAAAAGUAUUAUGGGAACGAUAGCUUUAAUCACUUGUUUGAGAUGUAUAGUAACAAUAGGAUAUUGUGGAACUUAUUCUAAGUAUGCAUCUCGCGACUAUACCUAUUUUAUUACUCUUUCUCGAUACGAUCGUGAUCCGUUGACUGUAGAAAUUGCGAUAAAGAUACUCGUCACCAGCCUUUCAGUCAAGCUCGUGAAGCAUCAUGGAAUGUAUAUCGACUUAUAUUAUAUCGUAGUUAUUAUCGUAGUCAAACGUGGUCAUGCAGUGACAACUGCAUUCCUUGCAGAGGAAUCCUUUCAUCCGAGGAUAAAGAUUAUGACGAAAUAGAUUUCCGCCAGUUAAACUUGAUUUAGAGCAAUACGUUUUAUUAGUUUCAUUAAUUGCGGAACGUUGUUUACUCAAACGAUUAAAUUCGAGGCGAUAUUAUUUAUGUUAUGACGUAUAUCAGUAUGGUCAAAGUAUUGACAGUUAUUAAAUUAGUUAAAUGUACUUUGGCUAAGUCAAUUAAAUUUCCAGUUUUUCUUCUAUUCUUACUGAUAUGGAAAGCAAAUUCUUGCAAUGAAAGCGCAAAGUAAUGAUUAUUAUCUAUCGCUGAGACUUUCGUGAAAUCCAUCUUAGGUGCAUUUAAAAAUCAUAAACUUGUAAAAAACGUAACGCGUACUUGUAUUCGCUGUAGUAUAUGAGAUAUUUCGAAUAGAUAAUAGAAAAAAAAUAGUUAAUAAAAUCUGGUUUGUAGACUGAUUUAUAUAAUAAUUUAAUUAGAACAAGUAAUCUAACAACAUCUAAUAGCUAAUAUUGAAUAUUAUUAGCUAUUAGAUGUGAUUACGUUAUGACGUAUAUCUACUGAUAUAUAUAAUUUAAUAACUGUAGUAAUAGUUUAUCACGGAAGCUUUGGAAGGUUUGGGAAUAACUCAAUUAGAGUAAAUAGAACUCACACAAGUCAAACAUGUUUUAUUAUUAUUUGUUCUACGAGUGCUGUUUGGUGUAUGCGAAUUAUUUUAUUACAAUUUCAUGGAAACAUAAUAGCGCAGAUACAUGUGUAAGGCAUAUUAAGUCUUCAUAGGCUCUAAACACGAGUUUUCUGAUGUGCGAAUUCUCGUACAAGAAAUAUCCAAAUUAAAAAUUUUUUAUUGUAACAUAGAUAUUUAUCUAGUUAUCUAGUUAUUUUAAUUUUUAUCUAAAAUAUAUAGAGAAAUAUGUUUUGAAAAAUGUGUUUUCUUUUAAAAAUUAAUAAAAUAAAAAAUAAGUAGAAUGAGUUUUUAAAUGAUUUGUUGCUGGUAAAAUCAAUCAGUUGUUUUGAGGCUUUGCAAUUCGGUUUAUAUAGUGUGAAUUUUUCUAUAUUGAAGAUAGAUACUACUAUAAAUUUAAUAAACCUGUACUGGAUGUUAUAUUGCAUUAAUUAAACAAAAUAAAAAU